AGUCGAUCGCGCAGUGCUACGGGUGUGUUGUGCUCCAUAGCUCAGCCCCAAGCUUAAGUCGUUAAAGUCAGAUUUGGUGGUGGUUUUAAAGGGUGGUACAAGUUCAAGUUCAACGCGCGGGCGCGUGAAGAUCUCUUCGAAGACUGCUGGAAGUUUAUUCGGUUGGAGAUCACGGUGAAGGUGCGCAUAAAUCUGUCAACGUUGACAGCUAUAGUGCUAAUUGUGUGAUCGUGUUUUACCAAAGUGGACCACCGACAACAAUGCUGACGAGCAAAGCGCACCUGCUGAUGACCGUUUCGGUUGUGGUCCUAUCGUCGUCGUUCGUGGUGCAAGCGCAGAUGACCAAAAAGCGCUGCAUGAGCCAACCGAAUGUCUCCAAAAAGGUGGACAAAGUCAUACACGAGUGCCAGGAGGAGAUCAAAAUGGAUCUUAUUGAAGAUGUGAUUCGAGCUUACAAGGAAGACUGGCAUGACCGUAAGAAGCGGGAAUCACACGAGGACGACUUCCAACAUCCAACAAUUGUGUCGCACGAGGAUAAGUGGAUCGCUGGGUGCCUAAUGCAGUGCGUAUACCGGAAGAACAACGCCAUCGACAAGAACGGCUGGCCCACGCUGGACGGGCUGGUGAACCUGUACACGGACGGAGUGAACGAGCAGGGUUACUUUAUGGCCACCCUGAGGGGCGUUGAUCGUUGCUUAAAGGGAACCUCGAUGAAGUUCAAAGUGCGAAGGAACGAUGUGGCGGAACAAUUCGAGCAGUGCGGAGUUGCGUUCGACGUUUUCGACUGCAUUUCGGACAUGAUUACGAAUUACUGCAGUGACCAGCCGCAUCACGAGUUCAACUGAAGGUCAGCGGUGCAGCGUUAGUUAAAUUAUAAGUACCUAAUUAGAGAAAAUUUAAAGUUACGAUUAGUUUAAGGUGGCAAAGUGAUCUUAGUAAAAUCGAUAAGCAAUGUUU
This is a messenger RNA of Culex quinquefasciatus (southern house mosquito), 957 nucleotides long. It is a transcript of the gene Obp73a, whose product is annotated as general odorant-binding protein 70. The coding region runs from base 261 to 845 and encodes 194 amino acids. The transcript has 5 exons. Lineage: Eukaryota; Metazoa; Arthropoda; Insecta; Diptera; Culicidae. The record is from RefSeq and is a predicted model, not a curated record. Gene Ontology annotation, molecular function: odorant binding.